Molecule: messenger RNA, 1019 nt
Organism: Chaetomium strumarium
Lineage: Eukaryota; Fungi; Ascomycota; Sordariomycetes; Sordariales; Chaetomiaceae
Exons: 1
Coding region: 167-940 (257 amino acids)
Source: RefSeq, a predicted model, not a curated record
CUCCGAACCCUCAGAGCACAAACUAUAGAUCCCUCCCCCAAAAGAAACUCAAAAGCAACGCGCUCGCCACCAUGGCCGUCAAGGACCCGCCAGUCCAAAUCUCCCUGGCGGCAACAGUAAAGAUCCCGAAUCUCCAGCGCCAAAGUUGUCAGCGCUGAAAGGCAACAUGGCCACUACCGAGCCCACCACCACAACCAGCGCCGCUUAUACGGGCUCUGGCAGCGAAGAUGAUACCGCAAGUCCCCUCCCUAAAACGUCUCACCCCUCAUCAAAGUCCGACCGCUCUCGGCCAACCAUCGACACAUCCGUACCACGCCAUGUUGGCCUACCGAUUCUCUCCCCUACAGACGCCAACCUCAGCAGAACCAUGUGCCAACUCACCUCCAUUCUGAUGGCCAUUCUUCUCAUCGCCGUCGCUAUUCCUUUAACCCCUUUGGCCUGGAUAUUUGUCCCCUCGGGCCAAACGCCGAAUCUGGCGAUAAUGAUAGCAGAUCAUCUCCUCGCGUCUACCAUCUUCGUGCUCAUAGUUACACUUGAGCUUUGCUUGGCGUCGCUCGAGGAGCCGGUCGAAAUGGACGUUGUCCCGGGUGCUCGGUAUGUGGCGGGUUUGGUUGGGCGCUGGAUGAGCAGCAGGGAGAGGCGAACGGUUACUCGUGAUGGGCACAUUCUCCCUACUCAUAACACUGUCGGGUACUGUGGCCACAGUGGUAGUCACAAGGAUAAUGGGAAAGGCGCGGGGUGGUGGCAGCGGACUUGGACCUGGCGGCCACAAUACUACCCGUGGCUCAGCAUCGUGAAGUCCUGCGCUAUGUACUUUGCGCUGUUUAACGGGGAUGCGAUUGUCAGGGAAUCUGUGGCACUGGGAGUGGUAGUGGUGGCGUGGUGUCUUGGAUGGCCAGCGGCGAGGGCGUUGGGAGUGGGUGAGGUCUUCAAGGGGUAAGACGGUAAGUAAGUGUUGCGUUUGGAUUGUAUGGCAAGGUGUGGGUAGAUUUCAAAGGGGGCUUGACGAGGAGAUCUGC